Molecule: messenger RNA, 1930 nt
Organism: Morone saxatilis (striped sea-bass)
Lineage: Eukaryota; Metazoa; Chordata; Actinopteri; Moronidae
Gene: lcmt1
Product: leucine carboxyl methyltransferase 1
Exons: 11
Coding region: 316-1293 (325 amino acids)
Biological process (GO): C-terminal protein methylation
Cellular component (GO): cytosol
Molecular function (GO): protein C-terminal leucine carboxyl O-methyltransferase activity
Source: RefSeq, a predicted model, not a curated record
AAGUGUCAUCUGGUGGGAACUGUCGCUGCAGUUCGUCCAAGUUGUUAUUAGACAGCAAAAUAUUCGACUCUCCUUUAAUACUGCUCAUUUUCAUCCAACUCGCAGUCUGUAUGCUGUACACAGGUACUUGAGGAACCCGACUAUGCUCUCGGUUUUAUUCUCCCUCCAGUUUUGUUUAAUAACCCCAGCUGUCAAAUUGAGCUAGCCCAGUUAGCUUGUUGGAGCUAGCCCAGUGUAACGUUAAGCAGGUGGGUGAGACUCUUCAACGCGUACGGCUCUGAUGUUGACUACAUAACGUAAGGACAAGGACCAUUAAUGGCAGCUCGGCAAGCCUUCACAGACACGGAUACUUCGGAUGAAGCAGUGAGGGCGACCUGUGACGAUGCAACCAUAUGCAAGAGGUUUGCUACCAGUAAAAACUACUGGAAGGACCCCUAUAUCCAGUAUUUCGCAAGAUCUGUAGGGGAGCGGAAGGCACCUGAAAUCAAUAGAGGUUACUAUGCCCGUGUUAAAGGAGUUAACCAUCUCCUUGAUGCAUUUAUAAGGAAAACCGAGUGUGACUGUCAAAUAAUCAACUUGGGUGCCGGACUGGAUACCACGUUUUGGAGACUAAAGGAUGAAAACCUCAUGCCACAGAAGUUCUUUGAAGUUGACUUUCCAACAGUUGUGGCCAGGAAAAUACACAAUAUUAAGACGAAACAGCCACUGUCCAAACCCCUCAUUGAAACCCACUCAACGGAUUCCUUACUACUAGAUGCCCACAGCCUUGACUCAGACCGCUACUGUAUCAUCGGGGCAGACCUCAGAGACAUAUCUAAUUUGGAUGAAAAACUGAAGAAGUUCCAGCUUAAUCCAGAAUUACCCACGUUGCUCCUGUCAGAGUGUGUGCUGGUCUAUAUGACGCCCUCCCAGUCCUCCAAUCUAGUUCACUGGGCAGCAGAAACCUUCCACACUGCCAUGUUCAUCAACUAUGAACAGCUGAACAUGAGCGAUCGAUUUGGCCAAGUGAUGAUCGAGAACCUGCAGCGUCGCCAGUGCACCCUGGCAGGAGUGGAGGUCUGCCAGUCUCUGGACUCUCAGAAGGAGCGGUUUCUGAAGACUGGCUGGGAGCAUGCUGACGCUCUGGACAUGAUGACGGUCUACAGUAUGCUGCCCCAGGAGGAUGUGGCAAGAAUUGAGCGUCUGGAGUUCCUGGAUGAGAGGGAGCUUUUGCAACAACUUCUUCAGCACUACAGCAUCUGCUGGGCCACCAAGGACAAACUCAAUCUGGGGCUGUCACAGUUGGCAUUUUAAGUGUGAAACUACUCCACUGUCGGACAUGCUUCACAUGUGUGUACGCCAAAAUCAACAACAGGAGAAGAUGUGUAAAGGGAGACAUUGGGAAAGAGGAAGCUCUCAUUCUCCAUCAAGCCCUCAACUGGGAGCUGUUCCGGCGUGAAAACUCCCUGCAUCAGCAGAAUGUGAUUUCAUAAGCGUCCUUUUUAACCCCGCACAUGUUGAAGAUAACAGAAGAUGUGGUCGAGAGCUGUGAAGAGGUUUUCAACUGUAAAGUGACCACACCGUCACUUAAAAAUGUUGUUUAAAAAUCUGGUCACCUCUGUUGCAGAUUAAAGAAUGUAUGAGGUUUGACAUUUCAGAUGUCAAAUAUUUGUCUCUGUCUGGUUUUUAUGUGCCAUUUUGAUUUUAUUUAUUAAUCAAUUGUGCUUCUCAGACUCAUUUUCUUACAAAACAUACAUGCAUGUGGUAGAACUAGUGUCAAACUGCAAUAAAUGGUACAACUACUGGUUCAUUUGCAUUUACCUGUAAAAAUGUUUUCUAUUCUGGAGUUUAGCUUUCAAACAGGUAAUAGGACAUGACAGAUUAGUUUGUGAUAGAUUAUAUUUGAUGAAUGCUGGUCAAGUGCAGUUGAAUAAAACAAUUCUGUUGUUUA